UUUUCUUCACAUGAAAUGCCUUCUAGUUUCUUGGAGAUAUUGCAUUCUAAUUUCUUGGAGAAACUACAGUAUAUCUGGGAGCAAGCUGAGUUCGACAUCAUUGGACGUAAAACGAGGAUUAGCCUCCAUUUUGAUCUUAAGAAGCAGCAGAAGAAGCUUCGCCAUGCAUUUUCAUACAGCUGGAGACUGUGGUCCUUACCAGAGAUCAAAGACUGUUUGGAAGAGGCUGGAUUCAGAUCCAUCCACAUUUGGAUUCGGCAGAUGCCGGACACCGAAGAGAUUAGAAGUAUAGAGGGGUUUGGCGCAGGAAGUGAAGUGAAAUAUGAGGAGGUCGAAACUUUUCAACAAAAGGAUUCUUGGAACGCAUAUAUUGUUGGUGUUUCAUAGUUUUGAGCACCCAGAAAUUCUAUGAUCUUGGGCAUUCGAUUUUCAUGUCGUUUUCGUUGGUGUCUGAAACAAAACUAUAGUAGCAAGGGAGACAAGGUAGGCAAAUAAGGUAUUUCCAGCUCAUCCCAUGAUUGCUAAUGUUCUCUUUUUUAGUUCUUACAGUUCAUUGGUCAAAGUUCCUCCAAUAUGAAGUGGUUUCUUAGCUGCAGUAUGGUAUACCUUACCACAGUUCUAACUGUGAUUUUUCCUCCAAGGUUCUACUUAUAUAGCUGAGUGCAAAUUCUAAUUUUUAUUUUUUGGCA
This is a messenger RNA of Cucurbita pepo subsp. pepo (vegetable marrow), 689 nucleotides long. The record is from RefSeq and is a predicted model, not a curated record. NCBI's taxonomy places the organism in Eukaryota, Viridiplantae, Streptophyta, Magnoliopsida, Cucurbitales, Cucurbitaceae.